Molecule: messenger RNA, 2682 nt
Organism: Knipowitschia caucasica
Lineage: Eukaryota; Metazoa; Chordata; Actinopteri; Gobiiformes; Gobiidae
Source: the annotation of a GenBank genome assembly
AUGAUGGAGUAUUGGAGACAGUGCACACUUUGGCUGAUCAGCUGUAAGAUUCUGCCGCAGAAUCACCGGGUGACAGCGGAAAGUGCGCAAGUGUUUGACCUGGCGCAGGCGCUCCGGGACGGGGUGCUGCUCUGUCAGCUCCUCAACAACCUCCAGCCGAACUCCAUCAACCUCAAGGACAUCAACCUGCGCCCGCAAAUGUCUCAGUUCUUGUGUCUGAAGAACAUCCGCACCUUCUUGUUCUGCUGCUGUGACGUCUUUGGGAUGAAGAAGUGUGACCUAUUUGAAGCUUUCGACCUUUUCGAUGUCCGAGACUUUGGGAAGGUUAUGGACACGCUAUCAAAACUGUCCUACACAACCCUUGCACAAAAACAAGGCUUCAAACCCUUUCCCACCGAGGAGAGCCUAAAAGAUGAGGACAUUUACAACAACUUGGAGGACCUGAUUGAUGAGAAUGCUCUGGAGGAUGAAGAUGAGCUGUACGCUGCAGUCUACGGCUGUGAGGAAGACUACGCUGGAGGAGAGAUCUAUGAAGACCUCAUGAGGACCGACCUGACACCUGCACUGGCCGAAGUGGAUGUCCGCAGCUGCUGUCUGUCUGAGAUCAAACAGACGGAAGAGAAAUACACAGAAACACUGGAGUCUAUAGAGAAGUAUUUCCUCAACCCUCUGAGGAAAUUUUUCACUCCAAAUGAAAUGGACAAAGUAUUCCUGAACAUCCCAGACCUGGUCAGACUUCACAAGAGCCUGAUGGUGGAGGUUCAAGACUCCAUUCUGUUUAAAAAUGCCUUAAAUCUCUAUCAGAUCUUCAUCAGCUACAAAGAAAGGCUGCUCAUAUAUGGGAUCUACUGCAGUCGUGUGGAGAUCGCCAUCGCUAUGUUAGACCUCAUCUCUAAAGAGAAAGAGGACGUGCGUCUGAAACUAGAGGAAUGUGCAAAAAGGGCCAACAAUGGAAAGUUCACGCUCAGGGAUUUGCUGGUGGUGCCGAUGCAGAGAGUUUUAAAAUACCAUCUCCUUCUACAGGAGCUCGUGAAACACACUUAUGACGCGGGUGAAAAAAACAACUUGAAAAUGGCCCUUGAUGCCAUGAAAGAUUUGGCUCAGUAUGUGAACGAGGUGAAGAGGGACAAUGAGACUCUGAGGGAUAUCGACCAGUACCAGCGAUGCAUCGAGAACUUGAACCAGUCUCUAAUUGUUUACGGCCGUCCCAAAGGAGACGGAGAGGUGCGACUGGUCUCAAGUGUGGAUAAGAGGAAACAAGACAGGCAUAUUUUCCUUUUCGACAUAGCUGUAAUAAUUUGCAAAAGGCGAGGAUACAACUAUGAGAUGAAGGACGUCCUGGAUCUGAACUUCUACAAGGUCACAAACAACCCCACGGCUGACAGAGAGGGGAAAAAGUGGUGCUAUGGGUUCUAUGUGACCCAUCUGCAGGGCCACACGGGCUACGAGCUUUUCUUCAAGACCAGAGAGCUGAAGAAGAAGUGGCUGGACCAGUUCGAGAUGGCCAUAUCAAAUAUCCGACCGGAGAAAGCCAACCACAACCACCACCACUUCAAGAUGCACACGUUUGAGAGGAUCAUGUCCUGCAGCUUCUGUCACCUUCUGCUCAGGGGCAUCUUUAACCAGGGGUACCUCUGUCUGAAGUGUGGUCUGGGGGCGCACAAAGAGUGUCUUGGCCGACUGGGACUGUGUGGCAGAACAGACUGUGCCACGACUCGGACCAAGGAAAUUUCAAGUCUGCUUGACCCAGGUUUGCCACGGAUGGUGGUGAUCAGAGACUACAGCGGAGUGCCCUGUCCCCAGUCUGGGCCUCCUCUGAGCGUCCAAACUGGGGACGUGAUCGAAGUCAUGUUUGCAGAUCUGAACAGCUCCUGGUGGCAGAUCCUGCACUUGUUUACAUUGACCCCUCUCCCCAGGACUCCCUCCAUUGCUCUGCUUUCAGUGGCGCCAGAGGAUGGAAUUACAGAACUCAGAGAAUUCAUAUCCCCCGAUGCCCAGAAGGGGAAAAUCUUGGCAACAAGCAGGGUUGGCUUUUUUCCCAGUGAUGCUGUAAGGCCCUGCCCCUGUGUUCCAAAACCAGUUGAAUACUCGGGUCAGCCAUGGUUCGCAGGCUCCAUAGACAGACCUCAGGCUGAAGAGGAGCUCCAGGACCGGGACCACGGCACUUACCUGAUCCGCAACAGGAGCAAGGAGUGCACAGAGUACGCCAUCAGCAUCAAAUUUACCAAUAAAGUGAGGCACAUCAAGAUCCUGACCAAAGAAAACUGCUUUUACAUAGCAGAAGCACGACUCUUCAAGACUUUACUGGAGCUGGUGGAGUAUUACAAGCAGCACUCUCUGAAGGAGGGCUUCAGCAGUCUGGACACCACUCUGCUCGCCCCCUAUAGGGAGCUGUCCAAUGGAAACAUGCCCAGGGCCAUUACCAAGGCCGCCACUGCUCCCCCAGGCUUCUGCAGCUUCGUUCCUCCAGCGACGUCGCCAUUUUGGUCAGUGUUUUGUCCACGUGUAGUGGGCGUCGCUGUGGCCCGGUACGACUUCAGCUCCAGAGACACACGAGAGCUGUCUCUGCUUCAAGGAGACAAUAUCAAAGUAUUCAGCAAAAUGUCGAAUGGCUGGUGGAAGGGAGAGGUGAACGGGCGGGUGGGCUGGUUUCCCUCCACCUACGUAGAAGAGGAGGACUGA